This is a messenger RNA of Topomyia yanbarensis, 877 nucleotides long. RefSeq names its product lateral signaling target protein 2 homolog. Lineage: Eukaryota; Metazoa; Arthropoda; Insecta; Diptera; Culicidae. The coding region runs from base 93 to 368 and encodes 91 amino acids. The transcript has 3 exons. The record is from RefSeq and is a predicted model, not a curated record.
ACUGAUGCUGCAUGUUAGCUGAUUAGAUCUCGAAAGAUCCGAUUGGUGUUCUUGGAAUAAAACUUUCGAGGUUCUUUACCGUCCUCCUAAUUAUGGUUUUUAAGAGCAAAGUAACAUCGGUGGAGGACCGUACUAAGGAAACCAAUCGGAAAACAACGAACCGGUCGAGUUCGAGACUUUAUCAGUGCACAACGGAUUCCUGGACGCCGUCUGACGGGUUUGGAACGCGCGGGAACAUCCCUGGUACAGGCUGCUCACAAACACACUGCCAGAGCCAAGAAUUGCAUCAUCAUCAUCGUCAUCAUCAUCAUUAUCACCGUCAGUGUGCACCAUUUCGGCUGAUCUUUCGUCAGCACUUUCAUCAAUAAACUUUCCUCCUAUCGCCUUCCGUCUUCCAUCGUUCUGAUUGAUGCUAUCGGAUGCAUUCCAGCUAUCUAGUCAUUAAGGAAUGCAGUUUUGACGCCGAACGGAGAUAUAAUCCCAGAUCUAGGGGCGAUAACAAAUGGUUUGCAAUAAAAACAAUGACACGGCCGCAGCGGCAGAAUUACAGAGAACAACCAUCCUAGGGAAUUCCGUUUUGUUCUUUAAUAAUAAAAGGAGUCAUAGAUUUCGUUCUAAUGGUGUGGUGAUUUCUCAGCUAUAAAACAGUGUUGUUUUACGAAAGACCGAAAAAGGAUCAACCGAAGCUGAUUGAGAAGAUUUUUUUAUUGACUUCUUUUUUGCCUCCGAUCCGUAAUCGCGCGCUCCCGGGGUCCGUGUUUCAAGUGUUCGAUUUUCGGCCCGAAAAAAAGCAAAAGUUGGUCUUUUUCUAGAAAUUUUCAAGUAGGUUUCAGAAGAAGUAAAAGAAUCGACCCGCGCCUCUGGGUGGUACGUGUGA